CGCAGCUCUCUGGCUCAGGUAGCCGCGUUGGGCUGUGUUCAGUUGAAGUCAGCUAGCAGCGCCUUGCGAAUCGAGUCUGCUUCAUUUAAGCGGCUUGACCUCCAACCACCGGAGCUCGUCACACAGGAGCCGAAGGAAAGGACAAUAUCUCCUGCUCAAAGACCGAACAGAAACGACUCGAACUUCCACUGAUCCAAAGGCAAGAAAGAAAUCGCGCCAGUUAGAGAAAGAGGGGAUUGAAAUACUGAAAAAAAAAGUUGCUGUAAACUCCUAUGAAACUUUACAGAAGUUUCCAUCCUCAGCUAUGAGUGCACGUCAGUGUUAAAUCCGGACCCGGCUGCAAGUGACCGUAAACCAAACGCAAUUAUUUCAGUGUUGGAUGAGUUACUUUGUCGAGCUAAGGGGUACUUGUGUGCACCAAAAGAACCCGUUAGUGGUAACCGGGAACUCGAAAAGAAACCCAAGCGAUCGCAACUCGGUAGACUGGAAGUAAGGGUUGAAUCUGUAUGCUGUCUCUAGACAAGGCUGCUUAGAACAAAACAAAGCCCAAUCGGUGAGAGAAGGUUCUCGUGAGCGCCCUGCGAGCUUUUCCAAGUAAGUUCACGUUUUUUUCUGCAAUUCAUGUGGACAGCUGACGGUGAAAUGGCUGAACCGCCGUGCAAGCAAACCAGGCUCUGACGGACAGGUCUGGUAGACUGAAAUCCUUGCAUGGUGCCGAACAAAUGAAGUGACACUCGAUUUGAAAAGAAACUAGCACUGCUCCUCAUUUACCAAAAGGAAGGUACAGUAUUAAUCAAAAUUAAAAUCUCAGAUUCAGUGCUCGAAAACCCAAAAAGUAACGUGUCAAAAGGCAGGGGUAGGAUAAAAAGGACUCCAGGACGGAAAGUGACAAAUUUGGAGAGAGAGAGAAAAACACCCAGAGUAGGAAGGGACAGAGAUUGGCCGAAUGCGUGUGAGUGGGAAGUAAGUGAGUGGAAGUACUGGCGGAGGAGCGCGGAUCGCUCUGGGCUGGUGUUGCUCUGGAGUUAUGGCUCCCAACCUGAAAGAGGUUCAAUAACAGGUGCAACAUGCUCACACAAGCCAGCUUCAGUCCUCGUACUGACUUGGAAUCCUGAGAACCAAUUGCUCCGUGGUGACUCCGUCGGCAUUUUCAACCGUAAGAGUUUUAUUGCCAUCCAAUACACUGCUUUUCAAGAAAAGCAUUCUGAUUGGUUUAAAGAGCCUUGAAAUUUACCAGUAACUCGGAGCUGAAAAUGCAGAGUGCGGUGGCGGUGCGAUUGCUGGCCCAGGGAGCACUCCAUGCAGGAUUCACCCCGGCCAGGCUCACCAUGACUGGGCUUCGCCUUCUGUUGGCCGCCGCUUUACUAUCCAGUUUUUCCCAGAGUCUGGUUCAGGCAAACUCCUGGUGGUCUUUGGCUAUGAACCCAAUUCAACGGCCUGAGAUGUAUAUAAUUGGCGCCCAACCUCUCUGCAGUCAACUGAACGGCCUGUCGCAGGGGCAGAGGAAGUUAUGCCAGUUGUACCAGGAUCAUAUGGUUUAUAUUGGAGAAGGGGCAAAAACAGGCAUCAGAGAAUGCCAGUACCAGUUCAGACAGAGGCGAUGGAACUGCAGCACCGUAGAUAACACCUCCGUGUUUGGAAGGGUAAUGCAGAUAGGGAGCCGGGAGACUGCUUUCACUUAUGCAAUAUCAGCAGCGGGAGUUGUGAAUGCCAUAAGUCGAGCAUGUCGCGAAGGGGAGCUCUCGACCUGCGGGUGCAGUCGUGCUGCCAGACCCAAAGAUCUCCCCCGAGAUUGGCUGUGGGGCGGCUGUGGAGACAACGCAGAGUAUGGCUAUAGGUUCGCCAAAGAAUUUGUGGAUGCCAGAGAGAGGGAGAAAAAUUAUCGCAAAGGUUCAGAAGAUCAUGCCAGGAUGUUAAUGAACCUGCAAAACAAUGAAGCUGGCAGAAGGGCUGUGUAUAAUCUGGCAGAUGUGGCAUGCAAAUGCCAUGGUGUUUCCGGCUCCUGCAGCUUAAAGACAUGUUGGCUUCAGUUAGCUGACUUCCGGAAGGUGGGUGAUCUGCUGAAGGAAAAGUACGACAGUGCAGCUGCCAUGAAGAUCAACCGCAAAGGGAGGCUGGAACUGGUAAACAGUCGCUUCAAUCCCCCCACUGCAGAUGAUCUUGUUUACCUUGACCAAAGCCCUGACUAUUGUGUGAAGAAUGAGACCACGGGCUCACUAGGCACUACAGGCCGCCUUUGUAACAAGACUUCAGAGGGAAUGGAUGGCUGUGAGCUAAUGUGUUGUGGACGGGGCUAUGACCAGUUCAAGACUAUGCAAGUCGAAAGAUGCUAUUGUAAAUUCCAUUGGUGCUGUUAUGUCAAAUGCAAAAAGUGCACCCAAAUAGUUGAUCAAUUUGUUUGCAAAUAAUUUAACUAAAAAAAGCCUUCUGAUAUAAUGAGUGCCCGGGAAGUCUACACUUAUCCAAAGCACUACUGCUAAUAUGGUGAAUGUAUGCAUCCUCAGACUUCAGAAGAGAAACAGAAUCACUUACCAGAUAAAAUGAACAACUUUAUAAUCACUUAAUAUAUAUUAUAUAUAUAUAAAAAAUUAACUGGAUCUAGUUACUGCACUCUGCCUUUGGCCUCUCAGGCUCUCCUUGUACAA
This is a messenger RNA of Mobula hypostoma (lesser devil ray), 2645 nucleotides long. RefSeq names its product wingless-type MMTV integration site family, member 5b (gene wnt5b). NCBI's taxonomy places the organism in Eukaryota, Metazoa, Chordata, Chondrichthyes, Myliobatiformes, Myliobatidae. Gene Ontology annotation, cellular component: extracellular region. Gene Ontology annotation, biological process: multicellular organism development; neuron differentiation; cell fate commitment. Gene Ontology annotation, molecular function: frizzled binding; cytokine activity. Bases 1254 to 2408 code for a protein of 384 amino acids. The record is from RefSeq and is a predicted model, not a curated record. The transcript has 5 exons.